AGUUAUACUACAGCUAUUAUCGGAAAGAGAAAAAAAGCCAUUUUAUUUCGCUGCCACCGUUUAACUACCACUUCAAUCAAUCCAAACACUUCCUUAACCCUUUUUAGUUUAAUAACUUUAAUCUCCUUUUCCUCUUCGAUCCCACGUUGCCACUGUACACAGCCAUGGUAGUUUUCCUUCAACAUCAGAUUCCACCGCACAAAUUGUUAUCUCAUCGAUCCUGACACUCUUCCAAUUCUUUCAUGCUGGGUGCAGAAAUUGAGGACUACAGCAUAUAAUAGACAACAAGGUUUUAGUGCAAUGGCAAUGGGGGAGUUCACCGGGACCGGGAGCGAGUACGUGACCGUAGGUGAAGUGCCUUCCCCAAGAGCAAAUCACAUGAGGAAACUUUCAGUUCUACCACUUGUUUUUCUCAUCUUCUAUGAGGUAUCGGGUGGACCUUUUGGUGUUGAGGAUACUGUGAAAGCAGCGGGUCCUUUGUUAGCUUUACUUGGAUUUUUUGUUUUUCCUUUCAUAUGGAGUGUUCCUGAAGCUUUGAUUACUGCUGAAAUGGGUACCAUGUUCCCUGAAAAUAGUGGUUACGUUGUUUGGGUUUCGUCUGCUUUAGGUCCUUUUUGGGGGUUUCAGCAGGGUUGGAUGAAAUGGCUUAGUGGCGUGAUUGAUAAUGCUUUGUAUCCUGUUCUAUUUCUUGAUUAUCUUAAGUCAGCGGUUCCGGCGGUAGGUGGUGGUUUACCUAGAGUAUUUGCAACGUGGGGUUUGACUAUAGUUCUUACUUAUUUGAACUAUAGGGGUUUAACCAUUGUUGGACUUGUUGCUGUUUGUUUAGGGAUUUUCUCGCUUCUCCCAUUUGUUUUCAUGGGGUUUUUGUCGAUUCCAGACAUGAAACCUGAAAGAUGGUUUGUUGAGACAAACCUAAAUGACGUUGAUUGGAAUUUAUAUUUGAAUACGCUGUUUUGGAAUCUAAAUUAUUGGGACUCCAUAAGUACUCUUGCUGGUGAAGUUGAAAAUCCCAAGAAAAAUCUUCCCAAAGGUUUGUUUUAUGCUUUGAUCCUGGUUGUUGUGGCGUACUUCUUUCCUCUUCUGAUUGGUACCGGUGCUGUUCCGGUUCAGCGCGAGUUGUGGACUGACGGGUAUUUCUCUGAAAUUGCUAUGAUCAUUGGAGGAGUGUGGUUGAGAUGGUGGCUUCAGGCUGCAGCUGCAAUGUCAAACAUGGGAAUGUUCGUUGCCGAAAUGAGCAGCGACUCUUACCAGCUUCUAGGAAUGGCUGAGAGGGGAAUGUUGCCAGAGUUUUUCACCAAGAGGUCUCGUCACGGAACGCCUCUUAUAGGGAUUCUUUUUUCAGCCUCUGGUGUAAUUCUACUAUCAUGGCUUAGUUUUCAAGAAAUUGUAGCUGCAGAGAAUUUCUUGUACUGUAUUGGGAUGAUUCUGGAGUUCAUUGCAUUCAUAUUGUUGAAGAUCAAACACCCGAAUGCCCCUCGGCCUUACAAGGUACCAGGCGGAACGGCCGGAGCAAUUAUUAUGUGCAUCCCUCCUACAAUUUUGAUCUGUGUGGUAUUAGCUUUCUCUUCCCUCAAAGUAUUUCUUAUAAGCAUCGUUGCUAUGGCAAUUGGUAUUGUGAUGCAGCCUUGUCUCAAAUUUAUGGAGAAAAAGAGAUGGAUGAAGUUCUCACACAGUCCUGAGCUACCUGAUUUUGUCAAUGGAGAGGACACUCAAUCUUUGGUGCAAUAAAUCUGUGCUGUUUCAAUCUGUUCGAUAAUAAUGUGGAAAGGUUGUACUCUUUAUGGUCCUUCAACCAUAACAGUUAAACUUGUCACCUUAUCCACAACACAACCACCAUCAAAGGGAAGCUUUGUAUUUCAUGCUUUUGACACUUUAGCUAUUUAUCUGUCUGUCUGUAGUUUUUUUUUUUUGGUACCAUCUAUGUCUGUAGUUUUGUAAUAGAUGAGAUGUCAGUUAGAAACUUGGAAGCUAGUAUUUAGAAUGUCUUUAUUUUUGUUUGGUUCCCUGCAUCAAAUUUGUUAUGUAUACAAAAUUUAUAUAUUUUGAACAUUAAUAAAAUGAUGUUGAGCAACUUACUUCA
Messenger RNA from Medicago truncatula (barrel medic), 2080 nucleotides. RefSeq names its product probable polyamine transporter At1g31830. Gene Ontology annotation, cellular component: membrane. Gene Ontology annotation, molecular function: transmembrane transporter activity. The record is from RefSeq and is a predicted model, not a curated record. NCBI's taxonomy places the organism in Eukaryota, Viridiplantae, Streptophyta, Magnoliopsida, Fabales, Fabaceae. The transcript has 2 exons. Bases 301 to 1728 code for a protein of 475 amino acids. Gene Ontology annotation, biological process: transmembrane transport.